Messenger RNA from Cylicocyclus nassatus, 1819 nucleotides. The record is from the annotation of a GenBank genome assembly. NCBI's taxonomy places the organism in Eukaryota, Metazoa, Nematoda, Chromadorea, Rhabditida, Strongylidae.
GGGUAUGAGCUUUGAUUAUUGGCAACAAGAAGAGGAAUAUGAAGAAGAACCGGAACAAAGCUACACAAUCCAUGACGUUCCCUCAAAAAUCUACAAAGUUCAAAGAAUGCCGAUAAUGCUGUCAUCGGCCCCAUCGUCAGCUACACCGACGGUUUCCUAUCAAAUCAAGGACAAAAACGCACCUGGUGAAGCGAUUUGUGCUGUUUGUGGCGAUGGACAUGCAAAGCUCCAUUAUGGGGUGCUUGCCUGCUAUGGGUGCAAGGGUUUCUUUCGGCGGACGCUGACCGGAAAAUAUCGUUAUGCUUGUAGAUUUGGUAACAACUGUGUUGUUGACAAGUUUCAACGAAAUAGUUGUCGAUAUUGUCGAUUCAAUCGAUGCAUCGAAGUUGGGAUGGACCCAAAGGCUGUUCGUCCUGACCGAGAUCUUACGGGUAAACAAAAAGUGCCGCGGAUAAGAAAAAAACCUAUUGACGAAGAAUUGUUGAGCCAUGUGUUGCGAUUGCAUGGAGAUGACUGGUCCAGGAAGCUCAACAACGACACCCGAAUAUUAUUACUACAACUUAUGAAUAUUGAAGCCAAGGUCGUCAAAGGUGACAACAAUAUGAGCAGUAAUAUGCAACCGUCAAAGGAUUCGAGAAAUAUUUCGUUAAAGGAGAUGUUCGAACAAAAGCCGUCAAUGGAUGGACGAAGAACAGAGAUGAGGUACGAACCUUUUCGAAUGGCUCGGACAGAGGAGCUCUCCGAAAUCGCUCAUCGAAGAGCAAUCGCUGCUGUAGACUGGGUAGAUAGCCUGACGGAAAUCGCAGAGGUGGCCGAAACGGAAGACAAGGUAGCACUCGUAAAAUCCUGCUACUCUCCGCUGACCAUUUUCAACUUCUCAGCACGAACAGCUCAGAACACUCCGAAUCCCGACAUUCUUUGCUUGUGUAGUCAUUCCUACGUCCCACGACGCCUACCACCGGAGUUCAACGAGACAAACCAUCUCUCAAAUGUGCUUAUUGACCGGACGCUGAACGAGCUUGUGGCACCACUGCGAAAGCUGAACCUUAAAGAAGAAGAGAUCGUACCGCUAAAGGCAAUCAUUAUCUUGAAUCCGAAUGCAAAAGGACUGUCUGACCGAGCCAAGGUUGCCAUCGGCGAACUUCGCGACAAAGUGCAGGAUAUGCUGUUUCAAAUAGUUAAAGAACUGCAUCCGAUCUACACAGCAAGCAGUCGUUUUGGGAAUCUACUUCUUCUACUGCCUACCAUUACUACCCUUUCGGGACUGAUGAGCGAGAACAUGCAGUUUUGUCAAGCGUUUGGGGGUCGACAAAGUGGUGAUCCGCUGCUGUCAGAAAUGUUCGGCGACUUCAAGUCAAAAUUCGAUGACUCAACAAUUUCUUCGACGUCGAUAAGCCCACCGCUUUAUGAGAAUCCAGCGGAGAUUUCACUUGAGUCGAUUCCUUCCUCAUAUAUGGAUCCACCGUCGUUGGCAUCAUCGAUGCGAAAUCGUCUAACUCAGCAGCCCCAGCAACCACAACAGCAGCGGAAGUCAGAUGCCUGUACUCAAACGGAAGAACUUCAGAACGUUGAUGCUCCAACCUUGAAACGAACGUCGAAUUCGCUUAUUGGUGGAGGAUAUGCUCCUUCUGUCGAUUCGUUCCCUGUCUCCCUGGAUCCAAGCUUUUCGAAUCUGCUAGACGAUGACCUCGGCGACCCUGCCUUUUCCCCCACAAGCGAUAUCAACCUCAUCGACCUCGGGCAUUGCGAUGAUUUCUUUGGACCCGACUCUAUCAUGACGGACGAUUCUCACAGCUCUUCCUGGAGACUUUCUAGGUAG